UUGUAUACAACACGUGAGGCAACGAGGACAACACGAACUAAGAAAAUAUAGCUAAAAUUGGUAAACAUGGAGACUUUCCACGAACAAAUGAUGUUCGGGGAUUCUUUAUCAGUUUUUCUACCCAAUGAUGCGAAGGAUGUCAGUGAAAUCCGGGAGAUCCCAGACAAUCAAGAAGUGUUUACCCAUUCACAGAUGGACCAGAGUGUAAUAUUUGAAAUUUUGGAAUACGUAAAAGAGGACUCACAUCAACAGGCAAUGAGAACCCACUUUGAAGAUGUGUGUCUCAGUAAUGAGGUGGGUGAGGACUCGGAGAUUAUUACAAUUGAAGCUGUGCCUGCAGACAGAAUUCAAAUGGAACACGCAAAAUGCGUGUGGUACCUUAAGGGCUGCCAGAGAGUUGCUAAAUUCAACGAGGAUGCUAAAAACACAGUGGAGAUCCACAUGGCUUUGUUCAGGCUGCCUCAGUUUGACUCUGAUAUACUUGUCACAUUUAAUAACCCAUUAGAGAUCAG
Molecule: messenger RNA, 512 nt
Organism: Lingula anatina
Lineage: Eukaryota; Metazoa; Brachiopoda; Lingulata; Lingulida; Lingulidae
Product: ran guanine nucleotide release factor
Biological process (GO): regulation of sodium ion transmembrane transporter activity; regulation of membrane potential; protein import into nucleus
Cellular component (GO): nucleus
Molecular function (GO): guanyl-nucleotide exchange factor activity; sodium channel regulator activity; small GTPase binding
Source: RefSeq, a predicted model, not a curated record